Messenger RNA from Drosophila simulans, 957 nucleotides. RefSeq names its product probable 18S rRNA (guanine-N(7))-methyltransferase. The transcript has 4 exons. Gene Ontology annotation, cellular component: nucleolus. Gene Ontology annotation, molecular function: rRNA (guanine) methyltransferase activity. Gene Ontology annotation, biological process: rRNA (guanine-N7)-methylation. Lineage: Eukaryota; Metazoa; Arthropoda; Insecta; Diptera; Drosophilidae. The record is from RefSeq and is a predicted model, not a curated record. Bases 103 to 933 code for a protein of 276 amino acids.
UGUUUGUUGAUUGCACGUGUGUUUACUUUUUUUUCGUUUAUCUAAACGCUCCAGAAUUUCUGUGCACAACUUUGUAAAUUACAGAUAAAUAAUACAGGAAACAUGGCCAGGAGACCAGAGCAUUCGGCACCGCCAGAAAUUUUCUACAACGAUGAUGAGGCCAAGAAAUAUUCCACAAACACCCGCAUCAUUGAGAUCCAAGUGGAAAUGGCUGAACGUGCCUUGGAACUAUUGGCGCUCCCGGAUGAUGAUGAGUCUCGCUUGAUUUUGGACAUCGGCUGUGGUUCUGGACUCUCAGGAAGCGUUCUUGAGGACAGCGAGCAUAUGUGGAUCGGCAUAGAUAUUUCAAAGUCUAUGCUCGAUAUCGCCGUGGAACGCGAGGUUGCUGGGGAUGUCAUUCUGGGAGACAUGGGCGAGGGAAUGCCCUUCAAGCCGGGCACCUUCGACGGCGCCAUCUCGAUCUCUGCCCUCCAAUGGCUCUGCAAUGCGGACAAGUCGUAUCACAAUCCGCACAAGCGCCUCCUGAAGUUCUUUACCACCUUGUUCUCGUGUCUGACACGUACCGCGCGAGCUGUCUUCCAAUUUUAUCCGGAGAACUCCGAUCAGAUCGAGAUGGUCACCUCGCAAGCCAUGAAGGCGGGAUUCUACGGAGGAUUGGUUGUCGACUAUCCAAACUCUGCCAAGGCUAAGAAGUACUACCUGGUGCUCAUGACUGGAGGAUCUGCUGAGCUGCCGCAGGCUUUGGGCUCAACUGAAGAGGAACGUCGUGUAAACUAUAUAAAGAAACGUGAUGCUUGCCGUGAGGCUCGGGGAAAAGCCCCAAAGAAAUCCCGCGAUUGGAUCCUAGCCAAGAAAGAGCGUCGACGUCGCAAGGGUUUGGAAACCCGUCCUGAUACUAAGUACACUGCACGCAAGCGCAGCGGCAAAUUUUGAAUAAAGUGUUUACAUUUAAAAUUA